Sphenostylis stenocarpa is the source of this 537-nucleotide messenger RNA. NCBI's taxonomy places the organism in Eukaryota, Viridiplantae, Streptophyta, Magnoliopsida, Fabales, Fabaceae. The record is from the annotation of a GenBank genome assembly.
AUGGCAGACCCAACAGCCAUGUAUGAGUUCCUGAAGCAGCCCUCAAACGGUGCUGCAAAGAGACCCCUACCGCCACCACCACACUCCACCACUGCCAACACCACCACCACCACCACCGCCACCGCCACCACCCGCACCUUCCAAUGCCACUUCUGCCACCGAGUGUUCUACACCUCGCAAGCUCUUGGGGGCCACCAAAACGCCCACAAACUGGAGCGAGCUGCCGCGAGGAGACAAACCAAUGGGCUUCUCCCGCCGCCCCCGCUGCCUCUGGAGCCCGCCCUCAAGCCCACCGAGGCCAGGCCCAGGCCCAUGCUGGAACCACUGGAGCCCGCCACCGGACUCUUCUUCCACCCUCCCUACUGGCUCGAUGUAGAGCCCUUGCAGUUCCAAACCACCCACCCUUACGUCACAGCCGCCACCCUCCCCGUUCCGUUCCACGCUGCGUCUUCCACAGCACCUCAACAACAACAAGUCCUCUCCCACAAUGUCGACGCUUCUGACCACGUCAACCUCGACCUCACUCUCCGCUUGUGA